Messenger RNA from Grosmannia clavigera kw1407, 477 nucleotides. RefSeq lists its product as uncharacterized. The record is from RefSeq and is a predicted model, not a curated record. Bases 1 to 477 code for a protein of 158 amino acids. The transcript has a single exon. NCBI's taxonomy places the organism in Eukaryota, Fungi, Ascomycota, Sordariomycetes, Ophiostomatales, Ophiostomataceae.
AUGUGUCUCAAAGUCACAUACACUUUGAUCUGUGAGCAUGUCAAGACGCAGAUGAUCUACUGCGCCAACGCGACAUACGCGUCUGGACCAUCGGCCUCAGGAUCUGGCGGAUAUGACAGCAGCAGCAAAACACAUAAAGGGAAAGGAAAGGGAAAAGCUUCCUCUUCAUCCUCUCGGACAUCGCCGUCCUCGUCGAGCCGCAUACCCUGCACCAACCUGACACAGCAGUCGCUGCCCUAUCCGACGCCGCCGAGCUUCGAGGAUAAUCCGCAAACAGCAGCGGCGUCGCUUCUGUCGCCCAACUGUCCGUUGCCCAACUGUCCGUUUGAGGCCAAGAACCGCUGCUGGGAUUGCUGUUGGUGUGGCAAGGGGUGGAACACCAAGGGUCGCUGCAGCUGCAUAUUGCUCAUCGAUGGCAACCAGGUGCAGUGCGCUCACAUUUGCUGUCCGCAGUGCCAAGCCGCAGCGUUUCAGUGA